This is a messenger RNA of Erythranthe guttata (spotted monkey flower), 1375 nucleotides long. It is a transcript of the gene BHLH121, whose product is annotated as basic helix-loop-helix (bHLH) DNA-binding superfamily protein. The record is from RefSeq and is a predicted model, not a curated record. NCBI's taxonomy places the organism in Eukaryota, Viridiplantae, Streptophyta, Magnoliopsida, Lamiales, Phrymaceae. Gene Ontology annotation, biological process: intracellular iron ion homeostasis. Gene Ontology annotation, molecular function: DNA-binding transcription factor activity; protein dimerization activity.
GGCUGACAGAAAAAGUCGACACCAGUGUGGUAUUGGAAGUGGGGAUAACGAUAGAACCCCACUCUCUCUCCCCCCAUUGCGAUGUCGUCUAGGCUUAGCACUGAAAUCCACAAAUUAUGAAUUUCCCCCAAUUUUUUUUUAAUUUUUAAUUUUAAUCAGCAAUAAUUUCUGAAUAAAUCUUCACCUGUGGAUCAAACGGAACUUCGAUUAGCUUCUCCACUCGCCCCAACUCUCGGAUUGCAGGAUGGAAGCAGAACCAAAGAACUCCAAUACUGCAAGAAAAGUUCAAAAAGCUGACCGGGAGAGAUUGAGGAGGGACCGUCUAAAUGAGCAAUUCACUGAGUUGGGAAAUGCCCUCGAUCCAGACAGGCCUAAAAACGACAAAGCUUCUAUUCUCGGUGACACGAUUCAAAUGCUGAAGGACUUGACUUCCCAAGUCGACAGACUAAAGUCCGAGUACUCAGCACUUACCGAAGAAUCUCGUGAGUUGACUCAGGAGAAAAACGAUCUCAGAGAAGAAAAGGCAUCUUUGAAAUCCGAUAUCGACAAUCUCAACGGCCAAUACCAGCAGAGAAUGAGGGCCAUGUACCCAUGGGGUGGGAUGGACCAUUCCAUGGUCAUGCAUCAAUCUUCGUACCCAUACCCAAUGCCAGUACCUGUACCUACAGCUCCAAUUGCCAUGCAUCCAUCCAUGCAGCCUUAUCCAUUCUACGGGAACCAAAAUCCAGCUGUCGUACCUAAUCCAUGCUCUACUUACGUGCCUUACAUGACCCAUAAUACCAUGAUUGAACAGCACGUGUCGCAAGGCGUAGUGCAGCAGCAAUGUACGAGGUCUCAUGCUUCGAGCAGACAAGAACCUAGACAUAAAUCUUCGGAUGGAGAGAGUAGAAUCGAGAAAAUCGAUGAUUCGAAUGACAUUACAACGGAUUUAGAGCUUAAAAUACCCGGAUCUGCUUCCGAACAGGAUUCAUCGUCGAAGCAAAGGAAAGCCAAGAAAAUGGUCAGGAAGGAAGCAAGCCUGACGGAAGGAAGUUCUUCUAGCGGAUGCUCCUCAAUUCACAGUGUGCAGGCUAUCUCGUCUAACAGUAUCGUUGGCGGCAAAAAAGUAAAUGACUGACAAAAAGGAAAGGGAAGUGUUACCACUACACCAUUACAGUAUUUUGUAUCUAUAUUUAACUCUCGCCUCGUGCUUUUAAUUGUCAAUUUGUCUUAUGUGUACUAGUCGGUACUGAUACUGAUUUCGUCGCCGCAAAUUGUCUAUCAGCCCCUUUGUUCCAUAUCAAAAUUAACCAUUUCUUCUUACACACGAAUAUCUAUGCCACUUCGUCUUGCUCUAAAGCGGAAACACUUUGUUAAUUUUAUUUAUUUCUUCUCA